ACGUUAGAUACACAUAUUUGGGCUGUAACGAUCCAAAGUUAAAAUAGAAAAUUGCUACCCCAAUUUAAUUUUCUAUUUUAUAACAUCAAUUAUUCUAAAAUAAUAAAUUAGGAUUGAUUAACUAAAUAAUUGAUUUUUUUUUAAUUAAUUUAAUAACUUCUCAAAUUGGUCCACAAUUUCUAAUGGAAAUUAGUUUCUUAUCAUGUUUUCCAUAUUCCCUAAUUAAGUUAUCAAAAGGAAUUGUAAAUUAAUAUUGACAAAUAAAUAUAAUCUUAAAAACCAAACAAUGCAUACAUAUGAUAAAGUACAUUAUGGACUUUGUUUGAAGUGUUAAACUAUAACUUUCAAAAGUAAUUUACUUAAAUUAUUGCAAUCUUAAUUGCCAAAUCAAAGAUUAAAAAUAGAUUCACAGUAAAUAAUCUACACUAAUUAAUGGAGGAGUUAUGUUCAUCUUAGGGUAAUUUAUUUUCCUUUUACAAUUUUGUUUAUGGGCCCUUUUUUUUACCUCUUUUGCAGCUUUAUAAAUAACCAGUGGGGCAAAGUUGACACAGUUCUCUCUCUCUCUCUCUCUCGUGUCUGUUCACUGAAAAUCAGAACGAGCAACGAUGUCCCAAUGCUGAUGCCCAUCCUCACAGCACCGCCGCGUCUCCGCCGUACAUCUCCGCUGAAAGCAAUUUCCAUGACGACGGCUCCGGUGGGGCUGGAUUUUCCGUCCUACAUCCGCAAAGCGGGGGUUUGGCUGCUCUGCCUGGUGCUGCUCACGGCGGUUGUUUUAUCAUGCUUUCUCCUCCACGGAGCUGCCGUCUCCGGAAUCACACGUGCAACUCACGUGUUUCCCGUCCUUGCUGAUAUAGGUUCCUUUUCCUCGGAUAACGAGGAGUACAGUCUUGAAAGAGUUCUGAAGGCUGCUUCUAUGCAAGACAAUUCAGUGAUCUUAACAACCCUAAAUGAAGCUUGGGCAGCUCCAAAUUCAGUAUUUGAUCUCUUUCUUGAGAGUUUCAGAAUUGGAGAGCGGACCCGCCAUUUGCUGAACCAUCUGGUGGUUGUUGCUUUAGAUCGAAAGGCAUUUUCUCGUUGUUUGGCUGCACAUUCCCAUUGUUUUGCACUUGUCACUGAAGGAGUUGAUUUUUCAAGUGAGGCUUAUUUUAUGACCCCCGACUACUUAAAGAUGAUGUGGAGAAGAAUUGAUUUCCUACGAUCUGUUCUUGAAAUGGGGUACAACUUCGUUUUCACGGAUGCGGAUAUUAUGUGGUUCAGAGAUCCAUUUCCUCACUUCCAUCCAGAUGCCGACUUCCAGAUAGCAUGUGAUCAUUUCUCUGGUAUAUCUGAUGAUAUAGAAAAUAAACCUAAUGGAGGAUUCAAUUUCGUAAGAUCAAAUAAUCGUUCUAUAGAGUUUUACAAGUUCUGGUAUUCCUCACAUGAGACAUACCCCGGCUUACAUGAUCAAGAUGUUCUCAAUAGAAUUAAGAACAAUUCCUUCAUCACAGAAGUGGGGCUCAAACUUAGAUUCUUGGAUACUAAUUACUUUGGUGGAUUUUGUGAACCUAGUGAAGAUCUUAAUCGAGUUUGCACAAUGCAUGCAAACUGUUGCUUCGGCUUGCAAAGUAAGCUUCAUGACCUCAGAAUCUUGCUUGAAGAUUGGAAGAAGUUUCUGUCCUCGCCACCAAAUUCAAUAGCCUCUGGUUGGAGAGUUCCGCAAAAUUGCAGUCUUGACUCUCUUCAAAUGGAUUUGCAACUACCGGAGCCUACAACGACAGAUAAUUUUUUGAAUGGAGAAAUAUCGAAAAAUUGACGACCACCUCCUCUCCACCAAAUAACAGUUAGGUAAAUUCUGACAAUCUGGGCUAUAUGUGUAAAUUAAUUUAUGGUAUAUUUUAGGGAAAAAUGAGCUUUAUGUGGCAUUCGUAGAAAGGAUGCUAUAUAUGAAACUGAUUACAAAAGGGUGUUUGUAUUUUUUUUCCUGAGCACAUCUGUAGUUCAUAUAUCAGUUUUUGGAAGUGGGAAAAGGUGAUGCAAUACUCUGUUUGGGGUGAGAUAUCAUUUUGAAGGAUUUGUCGCUGUGGGUUUGUGACUUGUGA
Molecule: messenger RNA, 2078 nt
Organism: Erythranthe guttata (spotted monkey flower)
Lineage: Eukaryota; Viridiplantae; Streptophyta; Magnoliopsida; Lamiales; Phrymaceae
Source: RefSeq, a predicted model, not a curated record